UGCAUAUAUCAGAACUUGAUCUGGCUAACUUUGUCGUCGUCGUCGACCAGAGUUCUUGAAGAGCAAUUACGGAUAUGCUGCAUCCAACAUUGACAAGUUAAAGAGCAGGGGAUGCCAGGUCAUGCAUGAAAUCGAUGCUACUGUUAUGGCGUCUAAAAAACCGUUCAAGGACCUUAAAUACGACCGGAUCGUUUUCAACUUUCCUUUUGCCGGAUUUUACAAGAGUUACUCGAUAAAAUAUCAACUUUUUCGGCACAAGGGACUAGUGAACCAGUUUAUGAGGAACGCGAGAGAGAUGAUAAGUGAAGAUGGUGAGAUUCACAUAUCCCACAAGACAAAUGCUUUCCACAUUGAUUGGGAUCUCGAAUCAAUUGCUUCUUUACACAGGCUGAGGCUGAUUGAGGCGGUCAAAUUUAAUCUUGGUGACUACCCGGGGUACCACACCAAGUGCUGGUUUGGGGGCGAUAACUACUUCAACUGCAACCCAAGCCGAACCUACAAAUUUGGACUUGUGACGACUAAUGUCCGGUCGUACUAAUUAUGGUUUUUACGCAUUUUAUUUUCGAUGUAAGUAUAAAUUAUGCUCUGCUCGUUUCGAACUUAUGUAUGUGGAUUUUCGGGGGCAAUUUAUCGUUCCUACCCAAGUCAAAACGGCGACGUAUCGUCUAUGUAUGGUAUCUUAAUUCUCAACUCUAUUUAUUAAUGGUGUGCAUCAUAUAUAUUGUGUAUAGAGAUACAACUGAGUGCAUGACUAGUGAAAUUUAUUCAUUCCAUUA
This is a messenger RNA of Erythranthe guttata (spotted monkey flower), 776 nucleotides long. Lineage: Eukaryota; Viridiplantae; Streptophyta; Magnoliopsida; Lamiales; Phrymaceae. The record is from RefSeq and is a predicted model, not a curated record.